Molecule: messenger RNA, 411 nt
Organism: Ostreococcus lucimarinus CCE9901
Lineage: Eukaryota; Viridiplantae; Chlorophyta; Mamiellophyceae; Mamiellales; Bathycoccaceae
Exons: 1
Biological process (GO): cell redox homeostasis
Source: RefSeq, a predicted model, not a curated record
GCGCGCGAGGACGCGCGCGGUGCGAGGACGCGCGCGCGCGCGAGGAUCUCGUCGAAAGACCCCUGGUGGGAGAAGGGCGGCGGAGAAAACAUGAUCGAGUGCGACGACACGAUGGCGUUCCUGGGCGUGCUGAACGAACACAGCGAUAAACUGGUCGUCGUGGACGUGUACGCGCGAUGGUGCGGGGCGUGCCGAGCGCUGUAUCCAAAGCUGUGUAAAAUCGCGGCCGAGUACCCGGACGUCGUCUUCGUGAAGGUGAACUUCGACGCGAAUAAGGAUCUGUGCAAAUCGCUGGGGGUGAAGGUGCUGCCGUAUUUUAAGUUUUAUCGCGGCACCGAAGGGUGCGUGGCGCAGUUCUCGGCGUCGAUCGCGAAGAUUAAGAUUUUACGCGCGGCGCUCAACGAACACUCC